Molecule: messenger RNA, 849 nt
Organism: Bursaphelenchus okinawaensis
Lineage: Eukaryota; Metazoa; Nematoda; Chromadorea; Rhabditida; Aphelenchoididae
Source: the annotation of a GenBank genome assembly
AUGACAAAACGCGUUCACAACACUCCCGUCAAAGUCGAAUAUGAGGAAGACCCGGACGAGGCCAUCCAGAACCUCCAAAACUAUGUCAUGGAUAUUGAUCAACUCAACAUUUCCGAUUCGGAGUUCGAGUCGGAUGGUGAGGAGUUGGAGAUCACGGUGGGCACAAAAUAUAUUGAUGAUUUGGAGAUGGAGAAGAAUCCGAAUGUGACCAUUCAAGUUCAGUACCCGCCCAAAGAUAUGGCUCUGUAUAAGCACAAAGGAGAUGGUAGUUGUUGGCAUGUGAAUAGGGAGAAGAAGGGUAUGGUGGCCUUGUUCAACGUGCCCAAGGAUAUUAAUGAGGUGAACUUGGAUGUGAGUUUCUGUGUGAUUUUGUUUGGGUUCGAAGGCAUUUUAGACCAUUCUUUUUACAUUUUUUUUAUAUUAUUCUUGUUUGAUAUGUUUUCUUCGUAUUAUUCAAGCGUCUCAACGUAUUUUACUGUCUAUUUUCAGGAGAUUUUCUACCCUUACCAUCUAGACAAGAUUGUGGUUAUACGAGACGAUCAAGGGCCAAUUGGAACGGCGUUCUUGUUUGGUGUGUUUUACUUCUUAAAAAUGAUCGAGGCGUGGGCUCCCAAUGUUAUUAUCAAUGGUAAGAACAUUCAAAAACAUAUUUUUAAAUAUUAAAAAAUUUGUUACCUAAACUCCCCAUUUUUUACUUGUUACCUAAAAUUUCCCUUUUCAGACCACCAACUCCGUGCCAUUUUCAUCAACGACGACGAAGUGCCACGUUUAUUACCUGCCAAUGUGUACAAUGCAUUGAAAGGGUCGUCUCAUCGCUUGCUAAGACAACAUCUCAAGCAGAAACAGUAG